GGAUAAGUUGGAAGUCUCACCAGUAGUGGUCUCUACCAGCUUGGUGCCAAACAUUAUGGAGAAACUGCCUGUUCUAGAUAUUUCCACCAAAUCCAAAACACCACCCACUGAGGAAGCAUGUAUCUUUGAAAAGCUAUCAGUUUUAAGAGAAGAACCUGCUGUUCAGGAGACAACCCUCAUCAAGAAGGCAUUAAAGCAGUGCACAAAUCAUGGGGAAUUGUCCCUAUUGGAGAAGUCACUACCCUUGCAGGAGGAGACUGACAAUGAAAAUGAGUUUGGUAUAGAGCCAGUGACUUUUGGGAAGAAGCCUAAAACUGAGGAGUCAUCUCUCACUAAGAAGAUACUAUCUUUAAAGAAGAAGUGUACCCCUCAGGGAAAGAGUUCCUACAUGGUGAAGCCACUAGUAUUACAGAAGAUUACCUCUGAAGAGAAGUCACUUACUAAGGUGCCUUUAUCCUUUAAGACAAAGCCUACUGAGGAGUAUCCUUUUUGGAAGCCACCUGCAUUGCAAGAAAAGUACACCACUGAGCAAGAGGUGUCCGUUUUGAAGAAAUCAUUGGCCCUGCAGGAGAAGAUCAACUUUGAAGAGGAUUCUCUCUUUAAGCAAUCAUUAGCUUUUAAGAAGAAGCCUACCACCAAGGAAGCAACCCUCAUCACAAAGCAAUUAUUUUUAAAGGAGAAAUGUACUACUGAGGGGAAAAAGGGCAUUACUGAGGUAAAGAGGUACUGCUUGAAGAAGUCACUAGUAUUGCAGGAGGUCACCUCUGAAGAGAAGUCCCUCAUUACAGAGCCAUCGUUCUUUGAAAAGAAUCCUACCAUUCAGGGGGAGUCUUGGUUCAAAGAGCCAUCUUCAUUGAAAGAGAAGAAUAACAUCCAAAGGGAGGAGGUGGGCAUCUUGAAGAGGAAAUGGGCAUCAUGGGAGAAUAUGAACAGUGAAGAUAACUUAUGCAUGGAGCUAGUUACCUGUAAGAAGCAGCAUAUUACCAUGGAGAAGCCAUCACUUUUAAUAAAGAAGUGUAACACUUUGGGGAAGAGCUCCCACUUUAGGCCACUAUUAUUGCACACAGUCACCUCUGGAGACAAGUCACUCACUAAGGAGCCACUGUCCUUCAAGAAAUCUACCACUGAGAAGGAUUUGCUUUUCCAGGGCUCAUCUGCAUUUCAAGAGAAGUGUACUACUCCAGAGCAAGUGUUCACCUUUAAGAACUUAGUCCUGCAAAAGUCUCCCACUGAGGAGAAGUCACAUUUUCAGGAUGCUUUGGCUUUUAAGAAGCAGUGUAUCAUUGAGGAGGCAAGCCCCACCGAGAAGCUUUUGCCUUUAAAAAAGCUGAAGUGUACCACUCAAGGGACAGUGUCCUACUUAAAGCCACCAGUAUUGCAGAUAGUUGCCUUUGGAGAGAAGUCACCUUCUAAGGAGUCAUUGUCCUUUAAAGAAGAAAAUGUGUUAUUGAAGAAGAAAAAGUAUACUACUCAGGCAGUGCCCUUCUGGCAAGAGCUGUCAGACUGUCAGGAAAUAAGUGGUGAAGUUAAGGAUUCAUUUGUUAUGGAGCCAGUGCCAUUUAGAAAGAAGCCUACAACUGAAGAGGAGUUCCUCUUCCAGGAGCCAUCUUCAUUGAAAGAGAAGCACAGUACUCUGCAGGGGAUGUCCCUCUCAGAGAAGUCAUUGGCCUUGCAGGAGAAGACCAUCACCAAAGUAGAAACAUACAGUAAAGAACCAGGGACUUUGAAGGAGAAGCCUACCAUUGAGGAAGAAUUCUUCUUUAAGGAACAAUUUUCUUUGAGCGAGAAGCUUGCCAGUGAUGAUGUGUCCCAUUUCCUGAAGGACUUAGGCUUGCAAAAGGAGGCUGAAAACAACAAUGACACCUCAAAAAAGCUAUUGACCUUGCAGGAGAAGAGCACCACCAAAGAGGAGUUCCUUUUCAAAAAGUUCUUAGUUUGCAAGAAAGAGCCCUCCACUGAGGCAGCAACAAACCCAGAGAAACAAUUAUCUUUAAAGAAGUCCACUUUUCAAUGUCUAGAUUUCCUUUCAAAGAAGCAGUUGGCUUUGUGUGAGGAAACCACCAAUGAUGAGUCCCUUAUUAAGCAGCCAUUGGCCUUGCAGGUGUAUCCCAGCAUUAAGAACACGGUUACCCUGAAGAACCCUGAAGGUUCUGCAAAGCCUUUGGCCUUGCAGAAGUCCAGCACUAGGAAGAAGCCAUUGAUCUUGCAGAGGAAUUCCACUGUUAAAAAGGAAUCUGUCCUCAAGGAACAUACCAUUAACAAAGAGGCUCACUUCAUGAAACUUUUGACCUUGCCAGAGAAGUCCAACACUGAGAAAGAGGGUACCCUGAAGGAGCCCUUGACCUUGCAGAAGAAGCCCAGAAUUGAGAAAGAGGCCAUUUUCCAAAAGCCAUUAGCCUUUCAGAAGAAGACCAACACUGAUAAGGCAGCCCUCUCAGAUGAACUAUUAGUCUUGACUGAUGAAGUCACUGGUGGGAAGCAGUUAUCCUUUAAAUAUCCAUUGCUUUUGGAACAGAAUCCUGCCCAUAAGGAGGAUACUUUCUUGAUCCCUCAAGUUGAGAGCAGCUCACAUGUGUUCAGCAAUGCUCUUGAAUCAGGAACCAGCACAUCCAACAUUGUCAACAUAUCCGUUUCAGCCAACCUCAGUACCAUCAGAAAGUUUAGGGCAUUUGAAUCUGGUUCCAGAAAUCAUUUCUCAUCUCAGAAGAGGAGAGCACGGAAUCAGAAAACCAUACUGGACGAUAUUGACAAGGACUACAGUGAUCAACUUUUCAACUCAAUAUAUUCUGAGGAUAUCUUCAGUUAUAUGAAGGAGAGAGAGGAGAAGUUCAUACUUAAAAAUUACAUGAACAGGCAGAUUGACAUCACCAGUGAAAUGAGGGCCAUUCUUGUGGACUGGUUGGUGGAGGUACAGGAUAGCUUUGCUGCUAACCAGUGUCACCUCCUGAGCCCACAGCCCAUCAAGACCAGCAUAGCACUGGGGUUGGACCAAGAUCCCCAUUGCUAUGGACUGCCUAUUAGUGAGGUGAACUCAUGGCCCAAGGCUGCUGCAUCACAGGUGAUGCUAGCUGGAAUGAAAGUCUCAUAG
This is a messenger RNA of Castor canadensis (American beaver), 3088 nucleotides long. Lineage: Eukaryota; Metazoa; Chordata; Mammalia; Rodentia; Castoridae. The record is from RefSeq and is a predicted model, not a curated record.